Molecule: messenger RNA, 1042 nt
Organism: Labrus bergylta (ballan wrasse)
Lineage: Eukaryota; Metazoa; Chordata; Actinopteri; Labriformes; Labridae
Source: RefSeq, a predicted model, not a curated record
UCUGUGUGUGUGUGUGUGUCUGUGUGUCUGUGUGUGUGUGUGUGUGUGUCUGUGUGUCUGUGUGUCUGUGUGUGUUGGGGAGGGUCAUAUAAAGAGUGUCAGGUCUACUUGCUUUAGUUUUCUGUAGGAUGGCGGAGCAGCAGGAAGCUUCAGGUACGGGCAGCUCUGUGGAUCCAAGUGACAAGUCCACAGGGGAGCCGAAGACACCAUCAUCAGACCCACAGGUGAACUCUGACUCUCCUACCUUACAAUGUCCACACUGUGGGGGUCCUGUGGACGAUGCAGAGGAGAUGACGGUGGACUACUACUGCCAUGAUCAAGACUUAACUCAGAUGAAGGCGGUCCUGAAGGAGCUCAAAGGCGUGAUGCCCAUACCACAGUUUAACAAUGCUGAGCGUCUGGUGAAGAACUCCAUCAACCAAACUCCAGCUGAGAAACAAUCCCUGUUAGAGCUCCUCAAAUAUCUGAGAACUCUGCACCAGAAACCUGACAAAGAGAGGCAGACCGCCUCCUCUACGUCAUCCAGUUGGUACCCUUGCAGAGUGAAGGUGUUCUCCGUGGUGGCUGGGCGGACCUGUGGGGCUGAUCAUGUCAUACUGGAACAGGUGAAGAAAGGAUGGCAUUUAACAAAUGUGGAGACAGCCUCAGACCAACAGGACUGUGACAUCAUCAUCCUGUUCUGUCCAAUCACGUCUCGUGUUGCAACAGAUGUUGACGCCGCCAUGAGAAAGACUUCAGGGGACAAACCCGUUGUCCUGGUGGUGAUGCAUCACACACGAGACGCGGACUACUCUGUGGACAAGAAAAAAUGGAGCGACACAUUUAAGAACGUUGUCCUUGAUGUUCACGUUCUCUUCCAUGAGACCCUGCAGGGAUUACUGAAGUGUUCCAGGAACGACGACGCCGUCCAUCAGAUACAGAAAGAGUUAAAGAAACACAGUAAACAUAGAUUUCCUUACAAGAUUUACUCUCAAUGAAACCAUGAUGACAUUACUGUUGCUGUAAAAAUGAGGUUCAAAAUAAUAAAAGACCUGAAACUGAA